AGCCGUUCGGCUCGGGCAGAGCCCGCGACAUCUGGGCGGGGGCGCGCCGAUGCCUCCGCGCCCGGGCCGCGGCGGCGCUCGCAGGCGGCUGCUGGCGUGCAGUUUCCAGGCGGUGCCGCAGGUUGCGACCCCGCCCUGUGGUGACCCCCUUUGGCACUGGCUGGGCCCUCAAAGCUGACCAGCCCUGGCGUCGACGGUUCGCUGGCGCCGCAUGGCCAGCUCGUGCUUCCACUGCAGCGGGACGGGCCAGUACACCCCCAGGGACCUCCCGAGGCCGUCCAACCGAUAUCGGGAGGGCUCCCGAUGCUGCGAGCUGGUCGCUCUGUCGAUCACAGCGAUCCCCGUGUGCUUCUUGGCUCUGAUGGUAGUCGUCGAGGUCCAGUCGGCUUUUUCCAACAGAGACUUCUUGACCGUCGACGACGCCACGGCAUACGUCAUGCAUUCCACGGGCAAUCCCUUCAGACUGAGCUAUUUGGUGGCUGGUUGCGGGGUCGCCGCCCUUGCCACCAUGGUGGCUUUCGCGUUCGGGUUUUGCUGCGCGCUGUUCAGCAAAGGAAAAAAGAUCCAGCUGCUGAACAUUAUUUUCUUGGGGAUUGUCGCCGUGCUGACCGUGCUGCAGAUACUCCUGGCGGUGCUGCUGCUGGUGGGCCUGUGGACGUACGUCCCGGCACUCGACGAGCACAUCGAGGACAUGUGCCGCCAGGAGAGGGACCAUCACUGCUCCCUAGAGAGGCCCCCCACCUUCGUGGCGCAUGUCUGUGGCGUAAUGUCCGACCUCGUGAGCUUCUGCUCGGAGCCCUGCGGCUUCGUCUCCCAGAUGUGCGAGGGCGGUUUCGACAGGGGCCUCAAGGUGGUGGACUACGUGUUCGGUGUAGCGCUCAUGAGCGGCUUGAGCUCUAGCCUCGCGUGCUGCUGUCUCGGCUGCUUCGUCUCCGAGCUCGUGACUGGGAAGAGCGUGGUGGACACGUGCGACUGCUGCGGGUGCAUGGACCGCUACGACAGGUCCCACCAGUACAAGCCGAUUUAAUCUCUCGCCGAGGCCCGCAGCACUGCGCUCCGCGCCUGCUCCGGCGCUUACCUCAUCGGUCUGCGCUGGAUUGGUCGGAGCUUCUUGGCGUCUUGGCACUUAGCUUGUGCAUGUGUUGUCGCGUUGCGACCAAAGCCGUCGCACGCAGCCCUCCGCGUGAGCGACCCAAGCGCCGAGGAACUUACCUUGAGUUGGGCGAUCGAGGAGCUUGCCCCGAUUGGUGCGAGCACGGAGGAUACAAUCAGCUUCCUUCUCCAGCGAGACCUGGCUGCGGUGGAGGCGGGCGGGAAUCUGGAAAGCAACACCUGUGGCUAAACACAAAUUUAGUAAUAUGGCAGCCUGGGUUUGCAACAUACGACGGCAGAAGCAGCGUGAGGCCGUCUGCAGUAGCCCUGAGCCACGGGGGUGAAGCGCAAGCUGUGUACAAGCCAGUGCCAC
This is a messenger RNA of Prorocentrum cordatum, 1465 nucleotides long. The record is from the annotation of a GenBank genome assembly. Lineage: Eukaryota; Dinophyceae; Prorocentrales; Prorocentraceae.